Molecule: messenger RNA, 1654 nt
Organism: Pelecanus crispus (Dalmatian pelican)
Lineage: Eukaryota; Metazoa; Chordata; Aves; Pelecaniformes; Pelecanidae
Source: RefSeq, a predicted model, not a curated record
CCCGAGCAGUACAGGAGGGGUUCCUGUUGCAGAACAUUCAUCUGGUGGCCCGGUGGCUGGGCACGCUGGAGAAGAUGGUGGAGCAGUACAGCCUGGGCAGCCACGCCGACUACCGGGUGUUCAUGAGCGCUGAGCCAGCCCCCAGCCCCGAGGCACACAUCAUCCCGCAGGGACUGCUGGAAAACGCCAUCAAAAUCACCAACGAGCCGCCGACGGGCAUGUAUGCCAACCUGCACAAAGCCCUCGACCUCUUCACCCAGGACACAUUAGAGAUGUGCAGCAAAGAAAUCGAGUUCAAAUGCAUCUUGUUUGCGCUCUGUUACUUCCACGCGGUGGUGGCCGAGCGGCGCAAGUUUGGCACUCAGGGCUGGAACAGAUCUUACCCCUUCAACAACGGUGACCUGACCAUAUCGAUUAACGUCCUGUACAACUACUUGGAGGCUAACCCCAAGGUCCCAUGGGAUGAUCUCCGGUACCUCUUUGGCGAAAUCAUGUACGGGGGGCAUAUCACAGAUGACUGGGACCGGCGGCUGUGUCGGACUUACCUGAGUGAAUACGUCCGUGAGGAGAUGCUGGAAGGGGAAGUGUACUUAGCUCCAGGGUUUUUGAUCCCUCCCAGCUUGGAUUACAAGGGUUACCACGAGUACAUCGAUGACAACCUGCCACCGGAGAGCCCCUACUUGUACGGCCUUCACCCCAAUGCAGAAAUUGGCUUCCUGACCGUCACUUCAGACAGGCUUUUUCGGACAGUUUUGGAAAUGCAGCCCAAAGAAUCAGAUGCUGGAGGAGGCUCAGGCGUCUCCCGAGAGGAAAAGGUGAAGUCAGUCCUAGAUGAGAUUAUCGAGAGGCUGCCAGAGCCGUUCAAUAUGGUGGACAUCAUGGCGAAAGCGGUGGACAAGACCCCGUAUGUUGUAGUUGCCUUCCAGGAAUGUGAAAGAAUGAACAUCCUGACCCAUGAAAUCAGGCGCUCUUUGAAAGAGUUAGACUUGGGACUAAAGGGAGAGCUAACGAUUACAGCAGAUAUGGAAGAGCUGGCAAACGCUCUCUUCUACGACAACGUUCCUGAAUCCUGGACACGUUAUGCCUAUCCCUCUCUUCUUAGCUUAGGAGCCUGGUACGCCGACCUGCUCCUUCGGAUCAGGGAACUGGAAGUCUGGACAACAGACUUUGUGCUGCCUGCAACAGUGUGGCUGGCAGGAUUCUUCAAUCCCCAGUCCUUCCUCACUGCUAUCAUGCAGUCCAUGGCCAGAAAAAACGAAUGGCCACUGGACAAGAUGUGUCUUUCAGUGGAAGUGACCAAGAAAAACCGUGAGGAUAUAACAGCUCCACCCAGAGAAGGCUCCUAUGUGCACGGAUUAUUCAUGGAAGGCGCUCGAUGGGACAUCCCCUCUGGUGCGAUCGCAGAUGCUCGACUGAAGGAGUUGACGCCCAUGAUGCCAGUCAUCUUCAUCAGAGCCAUCCCUGUGGACCGCAUGGACACCAAGAACGUCUAUGAAUGUCCUGUCUAUAAGACACGGAUGCGAGGUCCCACCUAUGUCUGGACCUUUAACCUAAAGACAAAAGAAAAAGCCGCUAAGUGGAUCCUUGCCGCUGUUGCUCUGCUCUUACAGAUCUAAACUUUAAUGACUAUGGAAAACAGCAAAUGCUUUUACUU